Metopolophium dirhodum (rose-grain aphid) is the source of this 552-nucleotide messenger RNA. RefSeq lists its product as uncharacterized. Bases 162 to 407 code for a protein of 81 amino acids. The record is from RefSeq and is a predicted model, not a curated record. The transcript has 3 exons. NCBI's taxonomy places the organism in Eukaryota, Metazoa, Arthropoda, Insecta, Hemiptera, Aphididae.
UGAAAAUAUCUCUAGCCAUCAUGGUGAUUAUAUAAAUACUAAAUACCCACUGUGUUUCAUACAUCAUACCGCAGAACAACAGACUUGUGUCGCCCUUCGAGACAUACCCGAUUACAGAGGUCAAUUCAUUUUUCUGCUGCCUGCGACAAAUACGAUUCACGAUGGCCGAUGAAAAAUUAAGCCGCAAGAUGAUUUUCCCAUACACAUUUACAUCUAAGGUUGCCCAGUUUCCGUUCAAACUACAUUUCAAUAAUCAUUGGAUGUUUCCAUGGUUCAUUGGAGCAGCUGUAAUGGUUUCACCAGUAUUUUAUCUAAUUCAGAAAGCAGCUAACUGUGAAGCUAAUGUAAAGAUUUGGGCUGAAAAAAGAAGGAAGGAAGAAGAACACCACAAACACAAGUGGGAUUAAACAAGAUUCUGAGGAGCUGCGUAGAAAAUAAAAACAAAACAACUGUCAUUCAAUAUUUAAAUUUAAUUUCUAAUAGUGUUACUGCGAAUUUUAUAAAAGUAUUUAAAAUAAUAAUAAUGUAAUAUACAUCAUAGUUCAGUUUACA